This is a messenger RNA of Tetrahymena thermophila SB210, 1899 nucleotides long. RefSeq lists its product as hypothetical. NCBI's taxonomy places the organism in Eukaryota, Ciliophora, Oligohymenophorea, Hymenostomatida, Tetrahymenidae. The transcript has a single exon. The record is from RefSeq and is a predicted model, not a curated record.
AUGAACAGAUAAAUAAGUCUUCACAAACUUGUUGACUAUCUUCCAAAUUAAAAAUUUAGUGUAUAUGCUAAUUAUUUGGGUGAAUGCUAGGAGAUAUUUCUUUAAAUUACUUAAAUAGUUGAAAGAAAUAUUUCAUAUGAUAAAAUUUUUUACUUAUUUAGAAAAAUAAAAACUUUAGAGCUAUCCUUUUAAGAUUUUGAAAUUGAAAAUAUUUAUGAGUUUAGUUAAGCAUUUAAAUAAUUAACUGAGUUAAAAGAUUUGUAAAUAUCUCUUAAUAACUGCAAAAAUUAAGCAAUUUACAAAGUUGUAAGAGAAGUUUUGCAAUAUUUCAAAGGCCUAAACAGUCUCUCAAUUACUAUUCAAUUUUGUUCAGUGCCAGAAAAAGAAUUUUAAAAUAUCAUAGAAACGAUAUAAAACACCUAACUGAAUCUAGAGUAGAUAAACAUUUAAAUUUAUUAGUCUUUAAUUAAUUAAAAUAGCUUUGCACUUUUAGCCAAGGAUAUUAACAAUUUAACUUUAUUGAAGACAUUCAUUUUAAAUUCAAACAAUAAAAUAGGUGUUUAAGGGGCUAUUGAAUUAGCUCAUUUGAUUUAAAAUAUAAGUUAAAUUUAAGAAUUAGAUUUGGUUUUUGGAAAUGAAGAUAAAAUUGGAGAGAAUGGGUUGGUUGCUUUAUCUCAUAGCAUUCAAAAGCUAGUUAAUUUAAAGCAACUUAAACUUGCAAUUCUUAAAAACGAUGUCUAAACUUAAGGGCUAAUUGCAUUAGUAAAUUCUAUCAAAAUACUAAAAAAUCUUUAAAUAUUAAGUUUAAAUUUUAUUGAAGACAAUAUACAAAGUGAAUUUGCUGAAUAAUUUGGAAAAUGCCUAGAAAAUUUAAGUUCCUUAAAAGUUCUUUUACUUAACAUAAAAAUUCAAAACAUUGGACAUUAACUAGGUUUAGCUCUUGGCAAUAGUUUAAAAUAACUAAAUAAUUUACAGAAUUUAUAAAUUAGUAUCGAUGCUGCAAAUAAGAUAUAAUCAAUUGGUUGCUGCGCUCUGGCCUAGUCUUUCUAGAAUAUAAUAAAUCUUUAAAAAUUGAAAAUUUUAAUUAACUAAAAUGAAAUAGGACCAGAAGGAGUAGCUUAGAUUGGAGAAGGAUUAAAAAAUUUGUCAAAUCUGUAAAAAUUGCAACUUUCUAUAAUAGGAAACUAGUUUUUGCCAUAUGGAGCUCAAAAAUUAGGAGAUGGAUUGAAAAAUUUAGUUAAUUUGAUAGAAUUAGAAUUUAGAAUAAGUUAAGAGUCUUAAAUAUAAGCACAAGGUGCAAUUUAUUUAGGAAAAGGAAUAUAAAAUCUAAAAAAUUUAAAAUAAUUGCUUUUUUCAUUAGAAAAAGUAGAUUUAUAGGACGAAGGAAUCGUUGGUUUUACUAGAGGAUUUGAAGAUCUCUCUAAUUUAAUUAAGUUAGAAUUUUGUCUGUCUGGAAACGGCAUAACAAAUAAUGGAUAUAAAGGAUUAGGAUAAAAUAUAUAAAAGCUAAAAAAAAUUAAAAUUAUAAAUUUUAGCUCAAGAGAUUAUAAUUUAUCUGCUGAAAAUAUUGAUAUGCUGGCUUAAGGAUUUAAUAAGUUAGCAACCUUGAAAAAACUUAUUUUGAGAAUAAGUUUACAGAGUGUGAUGGGAGUAUGCAAUUAUUUGCAUUAAAUACCUAAUCUGGAAUAUAUUUAUUUUGGUGUCAUGGAGUAUUUUCUUACCAACAACAAAAGUGAAGAAUUAAUUAAAAUUUUAAUAAAUUCAAUAUCAGAGGUUAAAUCUCUUAGAGUGCUUUAUUUCUCUUAUUUAAAGAGAUUGUAAGAAAAAUUCAUUAGCAAAAAUAUAUUCAGAAAAAAUUUGAAGCUCGUUUCGAUUAGUUCCUAAGUUAAAUUAAAUUGA